GACUAAAAAAAUGGUUCACUACCAUCAGCAACCAACCAUAAAUCAAUCCACAAUCUAUAAUGAUCUGAUCUAACACAACACCCACCUUGAACUACUGAGCUCUUAACAUUUCCAUCUCUCUUUUUGGUGGACUUAAAAAGCAAGCUCACAGUUUUGGUAAACCUACAUAAUAACAACAUUCUCAAAUGGGUAAUAGCUUGGGAAGCAAGAAAACAGCGAAAGUCAUGAACAUCAAUGGUGAGAGUUUCAAGCUGAAGACGCCUGUGAAAGCUGGUACGGUUGUUAAAGAUUUUCCCGGAUACGUUCUCUUGGAAUCCGAAGCUGUGAAACAAUUUGGGAUCAGAGCAAAGCCCUUAGAGCCACACCAAAAUUUGGAAUCCAAAAGGCUUUACUUCAUGGUGGAACUUCCAAGAACAUGGAAAGAGAGAACCCCAAGAAGGGUUCGGUCGGGAAUUCAGAUAAGUGCGAAGGAGAGGCUAGAGAAUCUAAAGUUGUCUCGUAGAUCAUCGUCUGAUCUCUCGGUAAUGAAGAAGAAUGAGGAGGUUGAUCAUGAUGAAGAGAGACAAGUGAGUAGCGUGACGUUGAAGUUACCAAAGUGGAAAGUUGAGAAACUGAGGAAAGCGAGUGGUGGCUCUGAUUUCUCCAACAAGAUUGCAGCACUUUGUCUCCUUAACAUACCAAGUGGUUUGAUUCAUCAGAGACAACAUUUGCUUCGUAAUGGAGAAAGCAGCUUUGAGAUUGAAGAAGAAGGUGUCAAAUCACAUGAAGAGAAAAGGGUUAAAUUUCUCGAAAAGAGCAAAGCAGAAGACCUGUAAUUUUUAUUUGUUUUCCUAUAUUAUUAUUAUUAUUAUUAUUAGUAUUAUUAUCUUUAGUUGAGUUUAAUGAAGAUGACAGAAGCAAGUCUUUUGUUAAACACAGUGAAGCACAAUGUUCUUAACUCUUUUGUUACUGCAACAUGACUUUGUGUCACAAUCAGUUUUCUGUUUAAAAUAGGAUGAAUGAAGAACAAAAGAGGAGACAUAAGAUAAAGGCAAAUCAUUAGUAUUUUUUUCUUUCAAUUUGGGGGGCUUUAGUUUGGCCGAUAAUUACAAUAUACAAUUCUCCAGACUCAGAGAGACACACCAAAAAAAAAAAAAA
Camelina sativa (false flax) is the source of this 1137-nucleotide messenger RNA. RefSeq lists its product as uncharacterized. The record is from RefSeq and is a predicted model, not a curated record. Lineage: Eukaryota; Viridiplantae; Streptophyta; Magnoliopsida; Brassicales; Brassicaceae.